AUGCGACAGGAAGCCCCAGAACAAACACCUCUAGAUAGUUCUUUGUCUGAACAUGAGAUACAAUUAAUUAUGAACUAUGGCAAGAGUUUCUAUGCCGAUGGAAUUACUGCCAUUGAAAAGGAAGUAAAAGGCCUAUAUGAACGUGUUUGCGCUAAAUUAGGCCUAAGAGAAGCCGAGACCGGACUAGCCCCACCUAUGCUUUGGAACCUCUACAGUGACAACCAGCGCAGUAAGACCGAAAAGACUUUACAAGUAGCUCGUUGCUGCAAAGUCAUGGAAAGUCCCGUUGAAGCCAAUGAUAGGUAUAUGAUUAGUGUUAAGCAAAUAGCUAAGUUUAUUGUUAAUCGUAAUAAAGGUCUAGCCCGGUCAGAUUUGGCUGAAGGCAUGCGGGUGGGUGUAGAUCGAGUUAAGUACCAAAUUAUGUUGCCAUUACCUCCUAAGAUAGAUAAUGCUAUUACUCUGAUGCAAAUUGAAGAGAAGCCAGAUGUGACUUACUCGGAUAUAGGCGGAUGUGUUGAGCAGAUCGAGAAGAUUAAGGAAGUAGUGGAGUUACCUUUAAUGGCCCCCGAAAGGUUCAUUAAAUUGGGAAUUGAUCCGCCUAAAGGAGUCCUUCUUUAUGGGCCACCGGGAACGGGUAAGACUCUUUGUGCCCGAGCGGUAGCCAAUCGAGCGGAUGCUGCUUUUAUUCGGGUGAUUGGUUCUGAGCUAGUCCAGAAGUAUGUGGGUGAAGGAGCACGAAUGGUACGGGAGAUAUUUGAACUGGCCAAAUCAAAGAAGGCCUGCAUUAUCUUCUUUGAUGAGGUAGAUGCUUUUGGGAGUACGCGUUUUGAUGGUGGAUCUAAUGAAGUCCAACGGACAAUGUUAGAGUUGAUUAAUCAGUUGGAUGGAUUUGAUUCGCGAGGGAAUGUUAAGGUUUUAAUGGCGACUAAUCGACCAGAUACGCUUGAUCCGGCCUUACUACGUCCGGGUCGACUCGAUCGGAAGGUAGAGUUUUCUUUACCGGACUUAUCAGGACGAGCGGCUAUUCUGAAAAUUCAUACGAAGCCAAUGAGUGUGGAGAAGAACAUUAGGUAUGAGUUGAUUGCCCGUUUAUGUCCGAGUGCAACUGGAGCCGAGUUAAGGAGUGUGUGUACGGAAGCCGGUAUGUUUGCCAUUCGGGAACGUCGGAAAGUAGCUACAGAGAAGGACUUCUUGCAAGCCGUAGAUAAAGUUAUCAAAGGUUAUGCUAAGUUCUCAUCUACGCCAAGGUAUCUCACCUAUAACUAA
Molecule: messenger RNA, 1266 nt
Organism: Nematocida homosporus
Lineage: Eukaryota; Fungi; Microsporidia
Product: 26S proteasome regulatory subunit T1
Exons: 1
Coding region: 1-1266 (421 amino acids)
Biological process (GO): proteasome-mediated ubiquitin-dependent protein catabolic process
Cellular component (GO): proteasome regulatory particle, base subcomplex
Molecular function (GO): ATP hydrolysis activity; proteasome-activating activity; ATP binding
Source: RefSeq, a predicted model, not a curated record